CCGGGAAAACCUCGAGCAGGGCAAUGAAGGUGCUCUCCCCCCCAUCCCUCCAGCUGAGGACUGGGCACAUGCGUACAAUGGAGUCACUUCUGCUUGCAAAGCACAGAAAAUAGAGGAAAAAGAAAAAACACCGGGACAAGGGCAGCGAGGAACAUCGGGUAACAGCUGAAACCGCAGCCCGCAACACACAAAUAGUCUAAAUCCAGAUCAGAAAAGCAGCAUUUUUCAAACCCAGAGACUCCAGGCUCUCAGAUGCCGGGAGCUGGUAGCUGGGGGGUUUAGGCCAGGCAGGCACGCGGGCCUCCCCGCGCAGCCGGCAGAGGUCAGCUGCAGCACACCGCUGCACACGCGCCAGCCCCGGCGUCCCCCGGGACAAGGGUCCCCGCACGGGGAAUGCUGGGAACCGCGGCCAAGCCACAAACGCACCAGCCACGCAGUCGCCCUAAGGACGCUCAAGACAAGAGCAGCUCAGCUUCCAGGAUGGCUCUGCUGGACUCCAGCAAACACUCGCAGGACUCGGUGCUCAGCGGCGUAAACCCCGACCUUGCCAGCGAGAGACUGACGGCCUCCUUCAGCGUGGAGGAGCUCACUGCCAGGCUGGACGGCGGUGCUGAGCACACUCGGAUGCGGAGGGCCGUCGUUGAAGCUAUUGAAAAGGACCCUGUAUUUAGCAGAGAAAACCAGUAUUUCCAGAGCCAGAAUGAGAGGUAUGAAGCAGCAGUCAAAAGGGCUGUUUAUCUCCAGAAAAAGAUGCGUGAGAUGGGAUGGACUGAGAAUGGGCCUGAAGUCAAGUACAUUUACAGGUGUCUUUCAGGAGACAUAGCAUUUUCCCUCCACCGUAUCUUCAUGAGAAGUAUUUCAGUACUGGGCUCUGAUAAACAGGUUGCCAAAUGGAUUCCUCUCGCCACUGAAUAUCAAAUUAUAGGAACCUACGCCCAGACUGAACUUGGACACGGAACUUAUCUUCAGGGUUUGGAAACAACAGCAGUCUUUGAUAUUGCUUCUCAGGAGUUUAUACUGAACACACCAAAGAUCUCUGCAGUGAAGUGGUGGCCUGGAGACAUGGGAAGGUCAGCAACCCACACCGUGGUCUUUGCUCAGCUGUACGUCCAUGGGAAGUGCUACGGAGUGCACCCCUUCAUCGUGCAGAUACGCAGCCUUCGGGACCAUUCGCCAUGCCCAGGAGUGACUGUGGGAGACAUUGGUCCCAAAAUGAAUUUUGAGCACAAUGACAAUGGCUACCUCAUGCUGCAGAACGUACGCGUCCCCAGGGAGAACAUGCUGAGCAAGUUUUGCGAGGUUCAGCCAGAUGGCACCUACGUAAGAUGGGGGUCACAGAAGAUUAAUUAUUUCACAAUGACUACAGUACGCAUUUCCAUCCUUUCAGAAGAAGUUAUACUACCUCUAAUGAAAGCUUGCACCAUUGCCAUCAGAUAUUCUGCAGUUCGCCGGCAGUCCAAGUUAAAGCCUGGGGAACAAGAAGCAAAAAUCCUUGACUACCAAACCCAGCAACAGAAACUGCUGCCACAGUUGGCAGCAGCCUACGCCUUUCAUUUCAUCAACAUCUACCUGCACGAGCUGUUCAAUAGGGGGUACCAAGAGAUCCAGGGCAGGAAUUUUGACUCGCUGCCAGAGCUUCAUGCAUUUUCUUCGGGCUUUAAAGCCAUCGUUACUCAAUACUGCACUUCAGGACUGGAGAUCUGCCUCAGGGCAUGUGGAGGACAUGGAUACUCUCAGCUGAGUGGACUCCCUUCCUUGUACACUAGAGCACUUGCUUCUUGCAUCUAUGAAGGGGAAAACACAGUGUUAUUCCUGCAAACUGCCAGGUUCCUGAUUAAGUGCUUCAUGGCAGCUAGUGCUGGCCAGCCCAUUCCACCAUCUGUCACUUACUUGUCUUCAAUGAAACCCAGGAAUUGUCCAGCCAAGGACAAGUUGGAUUUUCUCAGUCCAGACAUUUAUCUGAAGGCCUAUGAACAAACGGCAAUCAGACUCUUAAGCAGCAGCGCAGCUAAACUACAGCACUUGAUCCAGUCAGGAGUGGAAAAGCACGAAGCCUGGAACCAGUGCACGGUACAGCUGGUAAAGGCCGCAAAGGCUCACUGCCACUACAUCACUGUGAAAAACUUUGUGGAAACUGUGGAAAAACUUGACAACAAGGCUGGUAUCCAGAAGAUUAUGAAACAUCUUUGUGACCUCUUUGCAUUACAUGGUAUCUUCUCAAACGCAGGAGACUUCCUUUACGAUGGAUACCUAUCCGGAGCUCAAAUAGACCUGGUCACAGCAUCGUACCUGGACCUCCUGGCUGUCAUUCGGAAGGAUGCUGUUCCACUAGUGGAUGCUUUCGACUUCACAGAUAAGAGUUUGAAUUCUGCACUUGGCAGUUACGACGGACAAGUUUACCAACGGCUUUACGAGUGGGCUCAGAAGUCACCGACCAACCAGCAGGUGAACCCAGCUUAUGGAAAGUAUUUGAAGCCACUUCUUCAGAACAAGCUAUCAAAAUUAUGAAGACCAUGAUUUAAGCCAAGGACACAAGUUUCCUCCUGUUCUUUGUGCAGCAGUACAUUUAUACAGCAUCAGUAAUGACUAAUCAGAGAUUAUUAAUCAGCUACUUACUUGUAGUUGCUACCGCAUGAAACAAGAUUCUUAGCCAAUCAUUUGCAUUUAAUCACAGGCAGAAGCCAAACAACUCCGAGUGGUAUCCACUACUGCGCAGCAGAAGUGGUCUAGUUUUUCCUGUUUCUAACCUGAAAUGUCCAGAUAGCAGCAGAAAAUAAGCCAUUUGGCUUUCCGAUUCUUCUUCCAAAUACGCCGUAUUUAGUGUAAAGAAAAAAAUUAUUAUGAGUUCACCCUCAUUUUGUUACAACCGUACAGUGACUUCCAAAAAAACUAGCAGACUAUCUUUACUAAAAGAUCCAAGCAAGAUAAAAUUACGGUCCUUGGUUUCUAGGAACAACUUGUUCUCUUAGAUCAAGAAGUCUAUUAGAAAGUGCACUUGUUUGGGCAAUGAAAAUAGCCCUUAACUUGUUCAGCAGUGACGUAUUCCUGGCUAAUGAAGAUUCAGACAAAGCUGAGGUCAACACCAGUCUGUGCAACUUAUUUUCCCACUAAUAAAGCCCUUCAUAACUGUCUUUCUAUAAACCUUGGGCUCCAAUAAAGCAUAUUACUUGGAA
Messenger RNA from Dromaius novaehollandiae (emu), 3173 nucleotides. RefSeq names its product acyl-CoA oxidase 2 (gene ACOX2). Lineage: Eukaryota; Metazoa; Chordata; Aves; Casuariiformes; Dromaiidae. Gene Ontology annotation, biological process: lipid homeostasis; fatty acid beta-oxidation using acyl-CoA oxidase; very long-chain fatty acid metabolic process. Bases 394 to 2508 code for a protein of 704 amino acids. The record is from RefSeq and is a predicted model, not a curated record. Gene Ontology annotation, molecular function: 3alpha,7alpha,12alpha-trihydroxy-5beta-cholestanoyl-CoA 24-hydroxylase activity; fatty acid binding; FAD binding. Gene Ontology annotation, cellular component: peroxisome. The transcript is spliced from 15 exons.